Messenger RNA from Psylliodes chrysocephalus, 582 nucleotides. The record is from the annotation of a GenBank genome assembly. NCBI's taxonomy places the organism in Eukaryota, Metazoa, Arthropoda, Insecta, Coleoptera, Chrysomelidae.
AUGAGCAAACAAACAUUGAGGAAAAGGCGGCGACCACUUACAACCCAUGAAUUGUUAUCGGAGCUAGAAAAUAUUGACGAUGAUGAUCCUAAUCAAUAUGAUAUAUACGUUACUCCACCUAAUGAUACUGGAAACAUAACGGAUGAAGAUUCCGGGGAAGACGACUCAAAUGAUCCUGAUCGGCUGAAUAAAAAUCAGCUUCAUACUUUCGCGGUGACAAAUGGAUUAGGGAACUAUCUCUUUAUAAUGGGAAGAAAUAGAUGUCUAGAUGCUAUAAAAACUGGACGGGCUGUCGUUGAACUAAUGCCGGAUACUAGUCUUUUGCAAUCAAUAGCAUUAGCAGAAACUAUUAAAGAAGACUAUUCUUGUAAAGGAGCCUAUUAUGUUGAUCCGCUUGGACAAUUGAACGAUGUUGUGGUUUCUGGGACAAUAAGAGUCACAUUAGGACAGGCAAAAUCACCAGCCGAUCUAACAAAGAAUACUAUACACCUACGCACAGGAGUGACAUGCGACUACUCAAGGGGGUCAUGUAGUGACUACAAAGAGGAAGAAACCUAUUGGGAACCGUUAUUUUGUAAAUAA